UUAUGUGUGUGCGCGUGCAUGUGUGUGUCUGUGUUAGAGCAGGAGUCUCGCGCAGAAAUGAGUUCUUUAGGAGCAGGUUCGUCCCUGCAGGUCCACGUGAUCCGCUUGGGUCCAGGUGAGGAUCUGGUGUCGUCUCUGCAGGCGUUUGUGCAGGAGAGGAAACUGCGAGCUCCGUUCAUCGUCACGUGUGUGGGCAGCGUUACCAAGGCGACGCUGAGACUGGCCAACGCCACGGCAACAAACACAAACGAGGUGAUCCACCUGAGCGGACCGCAUGAGAUCGUGUCUCUGGUUGGGACACUGAACCCCAGCGCUCACCUGCAUGUCUGCCUGUCGGACGGUGAGGGCCGGACGGUCGGGGGCCACGUCCUCGGGGACCUGGACGUCUUCACCACGGCCGAGGUUGUCGUUGGCGAAGCACUCGACCUGGAGUUCAGCAGAGAGACGGAUGAGCGCACGGGUUUCCCCGAACUCGUGGUGCAGUCGCGUUCACAGACGCAAAAAACUGACUGAGCGCAUCGUGUUUUAGCUAAAGCUAAAGCAACGCUGUUUUGUGUUUUAGCUAAAGCAGUAUUGUGUUGCGUUUUAGCUAAAGCUAAAGCAGCGUCGUAUCGUCUUUUAGCCAAAGCUAAAGCAGCGCCGUAUCGUCUUUUAGCUAAAGCUUAAGCAGCGUCGUAUCGUCGCCUAAAGCUACAGCAGUGGUGUGUCGUCAUAUGAUUUACUAAAAAAUUAAAUAAAAACAUUUUCAUUCUC
Messenger RNA from Solea solea (common sole), 753 nucleotides. Its product is annotated as bifunctional protein GlmU-like. The coding region runs from base 19 to 513 and encodes 164 amino acids. The transcript is spliced from 3 exons. The record is from RefSeq and is a predicted model, not a curated record. NCBI's taxonomy places the organism in Eukaryota, Metazoa, Chordata, Actinopteri, Pleuronectiformes, Soleidae.